This is a messenger RNA of Drosophila willistoni, 2471 nucleotides long. It is a transcript of the gene pit, whose product is annotated as probable ATP-dependent RNA helicase pitchoune. Gene Ontology annotation, cellular component: nucleolus. Lineage: Eukaryota; Metazoa; Arthropoda; Insecta; Diptera; Drosophilidae. Bases 95 to 2086 code for a protein of 663 amino acids. The transcript has 5 exons. Gene Ontology annotation, molecular function: ATP binding; RNA helicase activity; nucleic acid binding. The record is from RefSeq and is a predicted model, not a curated record. Gene Ontology annotation, biological process: maturation of LSU-rRNA from tricistronic rRNA transcript (SSU-rRNA, 5.8S rRNA, LSU-rRNA).
GGUUUUGUUGUUGUUUUAUUCCGCAACACGUGCGCGCUGUUUUUUCGUUUAAGAUUUUAUUUUAAACUAAUAUAUAAAUUAAAUAUUACUAAUCAUGUCGAUACGGGAGAAGCUGCUGAUGAAGAAAAUAGUGAAGCGUGAGAAAAUGAAGAAGGAGCUCUCACAAAAGAAAGGCAAAGGUCAAGCCCAACAAGUUGCUCCUGCACCGGGCAAAAAGAAUUCAAAGAAGCCACCAAAGCAACCAAAGGGUCCUGUGCCUCCCCAAGAAGAAGAUGAUGAUGUUGAUUUAGAUGAAGAGUUCCAAGAGGCACCUCAAAUCAAAAAGAAGCAACAAAAAACACAGAAAAAGAAGCCUCAAAUUCAGGUGGCCAAUUCGGAUUCAGAAUCCGAUGACGACGAUGAUGAUGAUGAUGAUGACGACGAUGAGGAGAUAGACAGUGAUGCUGCGGAUUUCGAUGAAGAAGAGGAUGAGGAUGAACCAGUGCCGGCCAAGAAAUCCAAACAACCCACGACGAAUGGUAAAAAGAACGACAACAAUGAUGAUACACCAUUUACUGUAGAAUCCUCUUUGUCUGCCUUGGAUCAACGUGAUUCCGACGAUCGUUCGUUCAGCUCACUCAAGGGCUGCGUUUCGGAGGCCACUCUGCAGGGAAUCCAAGAGAUGGGCUUUACUGAAAUGACGGAAAUCCAAUCGAAAUCCAUUACACCAUUGCUCAAGGGACGCGAUCUUGUGGGUGCCGCUCAAACGGGUUCGGGCAAAACGUUAGCAUUUCUUAUUCCUGCCGUUGAACUGAUCAACAAGUUACGCUUCAUGCCACGAAAUGGCACUGGUGUCAUUAUUAUCUCACCAACACGUGAAUUGUCCAUGCAAACCUUCGGUGUCCUGAAAGAAUUGAUGGCCCAUCAUCAUCAUACCUAUGGUUUGGUCAUGGGUGGUUCCAAUCGUCAGGUGGAAAGCGAAAAGCUCGGCAAAGGCAUUAAUAUUUUGGUAGCAACUCCUGGUCGUCUAUUGGAUCAUUUGCAGAACUCACCAGACUUUCUAUAUAAGAAUUUGCAAUGUCUGAUCAUUGAUGAGGUAGAUCGGAUAUUGGAGAUUGGUUUCGAGGAGGAAUUAAAGCAGAUUAUAAAUCUUUUGCCAACACGUCGCCAGACCAUGCUCUUUUCGGCAACGCAAACGGCUCGAAUCGACGCCCUUUCCAAGCUGGCUCUUAAAAAGGAACCCAUCUAUGUGGGUGUCCAUGAUAAUGAAGCAAAUGCCACGGUCGAGGGUCUAGAGCAGGGCUAUAUCGUUUGUCCUUCUGAGAAGCGAUUACUUGUUCUCUUCACUUUCCUUAAAAAGAAUCGUAAGAAGAAGGUCAUGGUAUUCUUCUCCUCCUGCAUGUCUGUGAAAUACCAUCAUGAACUAUUUAACUAUAUUGAUCUGCCUGUGACCUCCAUACAUGGCAAGCAAAAGCAAACGAAGCGAACAACAACAUUCUUUCAGUUCUGCAAUGCCGAAUCUGGGAUUCUACUCUGCACAGAUGUGGCAGCUCGUGGCUUGGAUAUACCACAGGUCGAUUGGAUUGUGCAAUAUGAUCCACCAGAUGAUCCACGCGAGUACAUACAUCGAGUGGGUCGUACUGCUCGUGGUUCAGGGCAAUCGGGUCAUGCCUUGUUGCUAAUGCGGCCCGAAGAAUUGGGCUUCUUGCGUUACCUUAAGGCAGCCAAAGUGCCGCUCAAUGAAUUUGAGUUCUCGUGGCAAAAGAUUGUUGAUAUCCAGCUACAGCUGGAAAAGUUAAUAGCCAAAAACUAUUUCCUCAAUCAGUCGGCCAAGGAGGCAUUCAAAUCAUAUGUGCGAGCCUAUGAUUCGCAUCAGCUGAAACAAAUAUUCAAUGUAAACACUUUGGACCUGCAGGCGGUGGCUAAAAGCUUUGGCUUCUUGGUGCCUCCAGUGGUUGAUCUCAAAGUGGGCGCUGCUAAACGCCAACGACCCGAGAAACGUAUGGGUGGAGGUGGAUUUGGUUAUUACAAGCAAAUGAAUGAUACAAACAAACAGCGACACUUUAAGCAGGUCAAUCGGGAACAGGCCAAGAAGUAUACGCGUUAAGCAAGCGUAGAAAGAACCGAAGUGAAAUGACCUUAGUACCGUUAAAAUUGUUUAAAUUUUGGAUAUAAGCUAAAGCAAAUACCUAUAAACAUUUAUACAUAUUAAAUACAAAACAACAAAAAAAGAAUCAAAAAAUGAAUGUGUCCAUUUCACAAAUUCACAUAACCAUUUCGCGCAACUCAUCCCACUCGCUUUUGAUGCGGAUGUGGCUUCUCCUUAUUUGUAUGUUGUUUGUUUCAAAUGUUUAUUGACGCGCUGCCUCUUUUUGCAAAAACGUAUUAAGCGAGUUUUGCCAAAUUUGGCAAUUUUUUUUAUAUAUACCUACAAAUACAUACAUAUAUAAAUAUAGAUAUCUGUACACGCUUAGAGCGGACCUCCGUUGUGA